Molecule: messenger RNA, 1647 nt
Organism: Fonsecaea nubica
Lineage: Eukaryota; Fungi; Ascomycota; Eurotiomycetes; Chaetothyriales; Herpotrichiellaceae
Exons: 2
Coding region: 1-1647 (548 amino acids)
Biological process (GO): peptidyl-arginine methylation
Cellular component (GO): nucleus
Molecular function (GO): protein-arginine N-methyltransferase activity
Source: RefSeq, a predicted model, not a curated record
AUGGCCCCUUCGACAGAGCCUCACAUGGACGGCAGCGACAGUGACACUUCUUCCCUGUCAGAUCCUCUCGAUACAACCAACGAUGAAGGCUGGGAGGAUAUCGAGCAAGAUGAGGAGCCUCUCACUAUCAUCUCUCUGCUUGACGAAGCCACUUUUCCUGACGCACAGAGCAUGCUGGCCCAUUGCCGAGACAGCCAUGGCUUGGAUAUCUGGAAGUUGAGGCAAGAAUUCGCUCUCGACUACCUAGGACUCGUCCGACUGGUCAACUACAUCCGCACGGAGGUCAAGGCCGGUCAUGCACAGCCUGACGUCUCGUCCAAGGCGCUAUUCGACGAUGAAAAGUAUCUCAAGCCCGUCCUAGAGGACGAUGCCCUUUUGUACAGUCUCGACGAUGUCUUCGAAGAGGAUGUGAGCGGAGCUCCACUCUCCGAAGUCGAACAACUUCGAGAGCAACUGGCAACGCUGCAGAGUCAAUUCUCCGCCUAUCGAGAACAAGUGCAAAACGCCAUGCUGGAUCGCAUCGAGCAGUCAGCCCCUCCACAAGAAUCGAGCGCUUCGCUUGUGGAUGCAGCACCCGAGACCAAAGACCGAGGCAGCAACAACGCUGAGCAAUUCGACAAGGCUUAUUUCCAAUCAUACUCGUACAAUGCGAUCCAUGAAUCGAUGAUCAAGGAUCGCAUACGUACCGACACGUACCGCGACUUCAUCUACGACCACAAACACCUCUUCAAAGACAAGGUCGUCUUGGACGUCGGCUGUGGGACGGGGAUAUUGUCCAUGUUCUGUGCGAAAGCGGGUGCCCGGCUCGUCAUUGCGGUGGACAACUCGGGCAUCAUUGACAAGGCUCGCGAGAACGUCUUCACCAACGGCCUGCAGGACGUUGUAAAGUGCGUGCGGGGUAAGAUCGAGGAGGUCACUCUGCCAGUGCCCAAGGUGGACGUGAUCGUGAGUGAGUGGAUGGGCUAUUGUCUGCUGUACGAGUCCAUGCUCGACUCGGUCAUCUACGCGCGCGACAAGUACCUUGCUGCGGAUGGCUUGAUGGUCCCUUCGCACGCGACGCUGCGCAUCGCGCCACUGGCCGACUCGGACCUGAAGGCCUCGCACAUUGACUUUUGGCGCGACGUGUACGGGUUCGACAUGACGGCGAUGCUGGAGAAGGCACACGAAGAAGCCCUGGUCCGGCUAGCCGACGAGAAGGAACUGACCGGGGAGAGCGUCGCGUUUCUCGAGUUGGAUCUGCACCGGACCAAAGUGGACGACUUGACCUUCACCAAACCCUUCGCAACGACGUGGAAGGACGGGUUCAAGAUCCUCGAGGGUUUCGUCAUCUGGUUCGACAUUUUCUUCCAGACGUCGCGUUCUGACAGUAUCGCAGCAGGCACGACAGCCGCCGAGGCCAAGGAGAAAGGCGUGGUCGCGUUCUCGACGGGACCCCACUCCGAAGCGACGCACUGGCAACAAGGGAUCUUCCUGAUCAAGGACCCCGUGGACGAGUUUGUCGGCGGAGACAGCAUCACCGGCGAAGUGACGUACCUGAAGAAGCAGGGCCAGGAGCGGUCGUUGGACAUUGACAUUGCAUGGACCAAGGUGGGCGUGAGCGACAAGGACAAGCAGCGGGUGAAGAAGCAGAGGUGGAUCCUGGAUUGA